AGUCUACAGAGAGAGAAAAUAAUAAAUAACUGAAAACCGUGAGAAAGAAAAAUGGUGGGAGAUUUCAUGGUUUGUGUUGAUAGGAUCGUAGCAUCUACUGCUUGCUUUGAUUCUGGGAAUGGGGCUAGAGAUGGGUUAUUGAGAAGAGAGGAGGAGGAAGAAGGGAGCUCUGAAAUUAAGAGGAGAGAGAGUGAUGGAGGUUUUAAUAAUGGCGAGAGCUUGAAGAAGAUGAAGAAGAAAGAAGAGGGUUUGAUUGAGUGCAGGAUUUGUCAAGAGGAAGGAGAGGAGGCUGAGAUGGAAGCGCCUUGUGUCUGUACAGGAAUGAUGAAAUUUGCCCACAGGAAAUGCAUACAAAGAUGGUGCAAUAAGAAAGGGGACAUCACAUGUGAAAUCUGCAACCAGGUAUAUGCACCAAACUAUUUUGCGCCCCAACCCAGAUUAAGCUCUGACGUGAUAGCCAUUGAUAUCAGACAAGGUUGGGGUACAAGGAUUGAUCUACAUGACUCCCAUUUGCUAGCCAUUGCUGCUGCAGAGCAAGAAUUGCUAAAUGCAGAGUAUGAAGAAUAUGCAGCUGUGCAUAACAAUGGGAUUGCUUGUUGCCGCUCUGUUGCUCUUAUUUUGAUGCUGCUUUUGCUUGUACGCCAUGUUCUCAUGGUUAUAAGAGACGCCGGGAUGGUCCAGGAUGCAUCAGACUUCUUCAAUUUAUCCCUCCAGUUUGCUGGUUUCCUUCUUCCAUGUUACUUGAUAAUACAAUCAUGCUAUGUCCUGCAAAGCCGUAGAAGACGACAGGUCUGAGAUUUUCUUUGCCCUUUUCCUAGAAUUCAUUCAAACGAAAGGAGAGGUGAGCUCUAUCGCCGCUCAACUUGCUUACCUUUUUGAUAUUUGCGUAAAAAAUCCUUUCCUUUUCGUGCAAAAACGGAAGCCUCAAGCCAUUGGUUUUCAUCUUUUGUGAUGCGAAGAAAUGCUCUUCAGGGGGGAGGAAAAAAAAACAAACAAAAUGUAUAUAUGAGAAUCAUCAUCAAUGUUAUUUAUAUCUCAGUUAGUUAUCGUCUCAUCGGAGAUGUAUCUUUGCAGCAUGUUUCGACUAUAGGCAGCUCCAGUCUGAGCUUCUCUUGCAAUUGUAAUUUAACCUGAUUUGUGCUGCAAGUUAAUGCCUUUUCUGUUGA
Molecule: messenger RNA, 1166 nt
Organism: Asparagus officinalis (garden asparagus)
Lineage: Eukaryota; Viridiplantae; Streptophyta; Magnoliopsida; Asparagales; Asparagaceae
Exons: 9
Coding region: 52-795 (247 amino acids)
Biological process (GO): protein ubiquitination
Cellular component (GO): membrane
Molecular function (GO): zinc ion binding; ubiquitin-protein transferase activity
Source: RefSeq, a predicted model, not a curated record